Molecule: messenger RNA, 1180 nt
Organism: Orycteropus afer afer
Lineage: Eukaryota; Metazoa; Chordata; Mammalia; Tubulidentata; Orycteropodidae
Gene: THAP1
Product: THAP domain containing 1
Molecular function (GO): sequence-specific DNA binding
Source: RefSeq, a predicted model, not a curated record
AUCUUGGAGAUGGGAGACGGGCGAUGGCUAUGGUCUUUCUGCUAAUGCAAACAACAAAACGGGCACAUUAGUCACACCCGAGUGAGGUUAUCAUCACUGUAACUGUUAACCAAAGCUACAGAAGAAGUGAGGGUGUCAAAGUCGACCGCGGCGAUACUGAUAGCAGUUUCACCUGCCUACUGUGGCGGCAGAAGUGAAGUGACUGAAGACCGGAAGGAUGGUGCAGUCCUGUUCCGCCUACGGUUGCAAGAACAGAUACGAUAAAGAUAAGCCCGUUUCUUUCCACAAGUUUCCUCUUACUCGACCCAGUCUUUGUAAAAAAUGGGAGGCAGCUGUCAGAAGAAAAAACUUUAAACCCACUAAGUACAGCAGUAUUUGUUCAGAGCAUUUUACGCCAGACUGUUUUAAGAGAGAGUGCAACAACAAGUUACUUAAAGAGAAUGCUGUACCUACGAUAUUUCUUUGUACUGAACCACAUGACAAGAAGGAAGAUCUUCUGGAGCCACAAGAACAGCUUCCCCCACCUCCUCUAACACCUCCUGUGUCCCAGGUUGAUGCUGCUAUUGGGUUAUUAAUGCCUCCUCUUCAGACACCUGAUAAUCUCUCCGUUUUCUGUGACCACAACUAUACUGUGGAGGAUACAAUGCACCAAAGGAAAAGGAUUCAUCAGUUAGAACAACAAGUUGAAAAACUCAGAAAGAAGCUCAAGACUGCACAGCAGCGGUGCAGAAGACAGGAACGGCAGCUUGAGAAACUAAAGGAGGUUGUACACUUCCAGAAAGAGAAAGACGACGUAUCAGAGAGAGGUUACGUGAUUCUACCAAAUGACUACUUUGAAAUAGUUGAAGUCCCGUAAAAAAAAUGAAAUGUGUAUUGAUAAUGGGGCAAUACCACAUAGCCUCUUCUAGCCUAUAAAGGAGUUUCAUUUGAAAAAGUAAAAUACUUGAUUACUUGUAUAAAAACAAUUCAGAAUAUUUUUUUAAAAAAAUAAAUUAGAUAUAUACUGUAAAAUUGUAAUUUUUUGUUUCUAAUUUCAGGGUUUUUACAUUUUAACAAAAUAUUUUAGAAAUUAUAAACUAACUUCAGAGCUUCAUUAUAAGUUGAUUUUGAGAUUAGGGAUUUUUCCUUUUUUAAUUCGAGUGUUUAUAGAAAUGUAAUAAUUAAAGAGAGUAACAACAGU